AAUUUACAAACACGUCCCUCUACAUCACAACCCACUUCUGUGUCUUCUACUGCUUUCCCGUCAACGUCUGUCCCUAUCUGUAGCAAUGGCUCACCCCUAAUUGGACGAAUCAUUUUCUCUCGUGAACGGCUAGCGGCGUGUGCUACGGUUAGUUGCAAGAAACCUCGGGUGCUGAGGCAAAAGUCUGACCACGGGGCUUUUAGCCAGAGUCCAGCCAUGAAGAAGCAGUUUGACAGGCACCUUCCCUCCCCCCCUGCAUUAGAUAGCAUCAUCACAGAGUACCUGAGGGAACAGCAUGCACGCUGUAAGAACCCUGUGGCAACAUGCCCACCUUUCUCUCUCUUCACCCCCCAUCAAUGCCCUGAGCCCAAACAGAGGCGCCAAGCACCUAUCAACUUUACAUCCCGACACACACGGAGGGUUAUAUAUCCUAAAUAUGGAGGAGUGGAUGGAGGUUGCUUUGACAGACAUCUCAUCUUCAGUAGGUUCCGUCCCAUCUCCGUGUUCAGGGAGGCAGACGAGGAUGAGAGUGGGUUCAUGUGUUGUGCCUUCUCAGCUCGCGAGCGGUUCCUGAUGCUCGGGACGUGCACAGGGCAGCUCAAACUCUACAAUGUGUUUACAGGCCAGGAGGAAGCCAGCUACAGCUGUCACAGUUCAGCCAUCACUCACCUGGAGCCCUCACGGGAUGGUUCUCUGCUCUUAACAUCAGCCUCUUGGAGUUACCCUCUGUCUGCACUGUGGGGCAUGAAGUCAGUCUUCAUCAUGAAGCAUUCAUUUCUGGGCGACCAUUAUGUGGAAUUCAGUAAGCUUUCACAAGAUCGUGUCAUUGGGACUAAGGAACAUAUAGCAAGGAUUUAUGACAUCCAGACAGGUCAGGUAACUCUGACUCUAAACAACCCAGACCUGGCUAAUAACUACAAGAGGAACUGCGCCACCUUCAACCCAACAGAUGACCUUGUGCUGAAUGAUGGCGUGUUGUGGGAUGUGCGCACGGCUCAGGCCAUCCACAAGUUCGACAAGUUCAAUAUGAACAUCAGUGGUGUGUUCCAUCCCAAUGGCCUGGAGGUCAUUGUGAACACAGAAAUUUGGGAUCUGCGUACCUUCCACCUCCUCCACACCGUUCCCGCUCUGGACCAGUGCAGAAUAGUCUUCAACAACAAUGGCACUGUCAUCUAUGGAGCAAUGUUGCAGGCUGACGAUGAAGACGACAUGAUGGAGAUGCAGAUGAAAAGUCCAUUUGGUUCAUCGUUCAGGACCUUUAAUGCCACGGACUACAAACCAAUUGCCACUAUUGAUGUCAAGAGGAAUAUUUUCGACCUUUGCACUGAUACCAAAGACUGCUACCUAGCUGUGAUUGAGAACCAAGACUCUGUAAACACUGACACAGUGUGCAGACUAUAUGAAGUUGGCAGGCAGAGACUUGCAGAGGAAGAGGAGGAGGACGAGGAUGAUCAGCAGGAUGACGAUCAGGAAGAAGAUGAUGACGAUGAUGAAGAUUCAGACGACGACGUUGAUACAGAUCCCCUUAUCGCUGAGCCAGAGAAUGAGAACGGCGGAGAGGAUGAGGAUGAUGAAGAGGAGGACGAUGGAAAUGAUGAAUUCUCUCCCUCUGAUGAAGAGGUGGCACGCAUUCUCGAAGAGGAUGUUGACGUUGGGGACGACGAUGAUGAGGAUGACAAUGACGAGGAUGACUCUGAUAAUGACGACGUUGAUCUGGAUGGCGACAAUGACAGUUCCGACAACUCUGACCUGGAGGAUGACAUCAUCUUAUCCCUGAAUGAGUGAGGAGCCACUGGUGCCUGGGACCGUGGAACCGGACAAUAUGUCAAGACUUCUGCCUCAUAGACAUUUGAACUGCAGAACAGGAGGCAAGAAAAGAGGAUAAUAUCAGCAGACAAGGUGGGAGAUAACUUUGGAGCACUGCCAGUUUGAAACAGUAGGUGUCUGCAGUGACAAGACCAAGGAAGAACAACCUCAUAAAGGAGGUGAAAAACUAAUGCACACAAAUUGACUGGUGGGCAAAAAUGAUUGUAAACAAUAUAGUUUUAUAAAAGAAAUGGUGGGCUUGAUGAGAGAAAUUGCCAGUGUGUAGAUGCUGUGAAGACGAGUUUUAUAUUUUAUCACAUUUACGGCUUUUAAGUGAGCGUCUUCAUUUGAUAUUGAUCCACUCACUUUGUAAGCCUCCGUUUGCUAACAGAUUAGUGUUUGUAUGGAAAAAAGGCUUACAUUGCAGUCUUGUGGGUUUGCAUUUGGGUGGCAAAGGAUACAAUGCAUCCCCAAGCUUGUAUUUUGCCAGAUCGCCUGGAAAAAUCACCAGAAAGUAAUAAAGCAUUGAAUUAGGCAGCUGAUAAUAAAGCUGUAAUGCACAAACAUGCUCAUGGUUCAUUAAGCCUAAAACCUGCCUUCAGGAUUCACUUUCACCAUAAACCAAUAGCCAAAACGCCACACACAGCAGUGCCAUUCGUAAACGUCUGCUUCUGAUUUCAUUACGUAAUUACGGAGAUUAAAUGAGCUUGGUUCUCUUGUAUUGCUGAAGAAACCAGUGUGGACGCUGUAACAACAUUAUUGACACACCUGCUCACUGUCAGCACAUGACAGGCGAAUUGAGGCUUCUACAGCUUUCUACGAUUGUGAUAUUUUACAAACCUUUAUUGAGCCACACAACGAUUUGGCUUUAGUGGAUGUUUCCUAAAAUGAUUCCAUGGCUUUGUGCUGUUGACAACAGCAUACAUCCAGUCAUACAGUGAAAAUAAUCUUAUGUUAGAAAACUGGGGAUUUAUCACAGUGACUUUGGUUCAGGACUGAUACUAUAGUAAACCUCAUCCCUUGGACUAAAAUCUCUUGUUAAAUAUUGAAAGAGAGCUUACUUUAAAACAUUGGAAAUAAAAGCUGGUGGUCAGCAAAUUGUUUUCAUUUCAAGUUUAGAGUUUUCUCUGAGUGGAGUGUCAGGAAGCUUCAAACCCAACAUUGUGACAACAAAUGCCUUUCAAUUGCACACUUUUUGAAAGCAGUGCAGACAUUGAUUUUUCUUGUUUUUUGCCUUGCAUUUGUUCAUUUUACCUGUUUUCUUUCCUAUAAGAAGACUUUGAUGUUGAGUUUCUUGAGACAGUUUAUGUACAGCUUGUAUGUAUCUAAAGUAUUUUUACUAUAAAUAAAGCCACAAAAUUAGCU
Molecule: messenger RNA, 3171 nt
Organism: Etheostoma spectabile (orangethroat darter)
Lineage: Eukaryota; Metazoa; Chordata; Actinopteri; Perciformes; Percidae
Gene: dcaf1
Product: ddb1 and cul4 associated factor 1
Exons: 11
Coding region: 217-1785 (522 amino acids)
Biological process (GO): protein ubiquitination
Cellular component (GO): Cul4-RING E3 ubiquitin ligase complex; nucleus
Molecular function (GO): histone H2AT120 kinase activity; nuclear estrogen receptor binding
Source: RefSeq, a predicted model, not a curated record